GCUUUUCAGCUUGCAUGCAGUUGGUAUUAAAAUGUUUCCAGCAUCACAAACUGUCAACUGCGUACAUUGUGACAAUUCUUCCAGAAAAUACACAUGUCCCUCGGCUCUUUAGUAACUAGCUAGCGAUAUAUUUUAUGACAUCGUGGCUCAGUCACGUUUGCGCAGAACUUAGCAUUUAGUGGUAACUAGCUGUACCCUUGCAACUGUUAUUGUUACUUGGAUCCAAAAGUGACAGGCAGAAAGAACGAAAGUGCGAGGGGGACUGCGAAUUAGCUGGGUUAGCUAGCUACUAGUAGGGCUGAAGCCAAGCGAGGCCUGACUGAGCGAGAGGAUCGUGUUCCCUUCCGACAGAAACACGGCGAAAUCAUGGCCAACAUCGCGGUUCAAAGGAUAAAACGGGAAUUUAAAGAGGUUCUCAAAAGCGAGGAGGGUGUCAACUUCUGCCGCAUUGGCAGAUUUGGGUUCGAAAGCUAGCGUGACAUUUUCUACCUUCUUGUCCUGUUGCAGACGAGUAGAAACCAGAUAAAGGUGGACCUAGUGGAUGAGAACUUCACAGAGCUGAAGGGGGAGAUUGCAGGGCCACCUGACACGCCGUAUGAAGGUGGCAGAUAUCAACUAGAAAUUAAAAUUCCAGAAACAUAUCCCUUCAAUCCACCAAAGGUGCGAUUUAUCACAAAGAUCUGGCAUCCCAACAUCAGCUCAGUCACAGGUGCUAUAUGUCUGGACAUCCUCAAAGACCAGUGGGCGGCAGCUAUGACGCUGAGGACAGUGCUGUUGUCACUACAGGCCUUACUGGCAGCUGCAGAGCCAGAUGACCCACAGGACGCUGUGGUGGCCAAUCAGUAUAAGCAGAACCCAGAGAUGUUCAAACAGACGGCCAGACUCUGGUCUCAUGUGUAUGCUGGCGCCCCCUCCUCCAGCCCAGAGUACACACGCAAAAUAGACAAACUCUGUGCCAUGGGCUUUGACAAAAAUGCAGUAAUAGUGGCGUUGUCGUCGAAAUCCUGGGAUGUGGAGACAGCAACAGAGCUACUGCUCAGUAACUGAGUCUCAAUGCCCCCAUCUGACCCCUCUCCUUCAGUCUCCCUCCAUCUGAAGCCCUUUUCUCUGCUGUCCCUCUGACCCCUCACCCCUCUUAUCUACCUGUUGGAUACCCCCUUUCAACCUCCUGGCAUUUCUCCCAUUGUCAACAUCUCUGUACCACUCUCCUCCAUCUUCCUUGCCAUCUUCAUGUUGGCACUGUUCCCUGCCAUCAUUUCACAUACCUCAAUCAAAUGACUCCUUCCCUUAGGCCAUGUGCCAUUCCUCUCCCUCUCUACUCAUGCUAUUCAUGUCCAUUACCAUCCCAACUCCUUCAGUCGCUGGCUUUGUCUCAACAUUCUCCACCGGCGUCCUAUGACGUAUACAAUCCUUUUACAUCAGUUAUGACCUUGAAGAAAGUAAGCUGAGAAAUCUCCACCAUUUUGGCACUUACCACAUCACUGAUGUUUCCUAGCACUUGCAGUAUCCACAUGAUGUGUCAACUGGCUCAGUCUUACCAUCCUAAACUCUCCAUCCCAUCAGCAGGGAGCCCCACCCCUCUCAACCCUGUCAUGACUAUCAUCAUCAUCAUCACUCUUUCUUCUUCCCCCUUUUUCUAUCUGGUUCUGGCCUCCUACAGGAAGACGAUUAGAUUCCCGUUUUUAAAAAGAGAAAGAAAACAAAAAACAGAAACGCUCAGCGCACUGUUUACCGAUAACGCUACUCAAGCAAAUUUAAGACUGGGAGUUUAAAAAAAAUGAAGUGGUUUGAAAGAUAUCGCAUCCACUGAACAAUGCCAACAGAGGUUUAAAAAAAAAAAAAACCUGUCAAAAGAAUUCAUCUGUAAAUAAA
Messenger RNA from Oncorhynchus tshawytscha (Chinook salmon), 1872 nucleotides. RefSeq names its product ubiquitin-conjugating enzyme E2 K. Gene Ontology annotation, molecular function: protein binding; ubiquitin conjugating enzyme activity. Gene Ontology annotation, cellular component: nucleus. NCBI's taxonomy places the organism in Eukaryota, Metazoa, Chordata, Actinopteri, Salmoniformes, Salmonidae. Bases 754 to 1047 code for a protein of 97 amino acids. The record is from RefSeq and is a predicted model, not a curated record. Gene Ontology annotation, biological process: proteasome-mediated ubiquitin-dependent protein catabolic process; protein polyubiquitination. The transcript has 8 exons.